CUUUUGACUACCUACCUCCCACUUCGCGUCUCACAUUCUCUGACUCUCUGUAUUUGCAUUUCUUGAUUGAGCUUGGGUAUGAAGUUAGCACGUAGAAAUACGACAGUUUGAACCAAUGUCUUUCACAUCAAUGGCGACUUCAUUGACUAGUUCGACGGAGCAGCCGUUGAGUCCCAGGUCGCCGCCGCCGCCGGGGCUUCUGGAUUUCUAUGGGAAGCGCAAGCAGAUGGUUAAGAUUCAGGUCUUAGAGAGAGAGAUCGCUUUGCUUCAGGAGGAGUUAAAAUCACUUGAAGGUCUUCACCCUGCUUCUAGAUGCUGCAAAGAGCUUGAUACUUUUGUAGGGUCUGGUUCAGAUCCCUUCACAUCCACAAAUCAGACAAUCUCCAAAUCCCAUGGUUUUUGGAAGCAUACCAGGUUAAGGCUGUUGGGUCUUGUGAGUCUUCCAUGGGUUUGCUGCAGCAGAUGUUGCCUAGCUCCUCGGAGAACGUUAAAAGGUUGUUGUAGAAGUGGCGGACGUUGCUGGAAGACCAAAACUGUGCGGUGUUGUUGCAAUGUUGUGAAACCUUGUGGUAACUGUCUUGUGUGCUUUUCCUGUGAUUGUUAUGGACACAACCGUUGCCAUAGAUGCUGUCUUCAAUAAUACAAGAUAA
Messenger RNA from Neltuma alba, 650 nucleotides. Its product is annotated as guanine nucleotide-binding protein subunit gamma 3. Lineage: Eukaryota; Viridiplantae; Streptophyta; Magnoliopsida; Fabales; Fabaceae. The record is from RefSeq and is a predicted model, not a curated record. The transcript has 5 exons. The coding region runs from base 116 to 640 and encodes 174 amino acids.